CUCCUUCAUCGCCUCCUCCAGGUACAGCACACGAAAAACGGCGGCCAAUGCGGCGUGUGCGGUGACUCCUGGAACAUCCCAGAGCCCCGCCCUCACGAACGCGGAGGACAGUAUGGUAAGGGCGUCAUUACGGCAACGUACACCGAAGGUCAGGUCAUCCCUGUGACCAUCCAAGUGACAGUAAAUCAUAUGGGCUACUACGAAUUCCGCUUGUGUGACAACAACGACCCAAACGCGAGGGAUUCGCAGAGCUGCCUCGACGAACAUCUUUUGGAGAUGGCUGACGGAUCGGGAACCCGCUACGCUCUGAAAGGUGGAUUCCGAAGGAGACACACCGUCCACGUUCAGUUACCGCCAGAGAUUCAUUGCUCUCAUUGCGUCCUGCAGUGGACAUGGGUUGCUAGAAACAACACCGAUUCCUGUCCUGACAGCAUCGGUAAGAACGGAUGUGGACUGCAGCAGUUCUUUGUAAACUGCGCAGAUGUGCGCAUUCUGCCUAGAGGUCAGCCUGCGCUUGACUCGAACUUCACCUUAGGCUCUGAAGAGCAUGUUCCAGAGACGCCCUCGACGUCCGUCACUGAUUGUUUAAAAACCUGUCUCAAAGGUAUCAACUAGGAAUGAUGUUUUCCCUAAUGUCUUGAACUUUGUUUUAGAAAUGGUCUAGGCCUAUAAAAUGUAACCUAACGUGCCCAUGCCAUAUCAACAGAAUUCUAAUAAAUGCACCUGGAAAAUAAUGGUCAGAAUGAUAAACAUAACCUUGAAAUCGAUUAUAUUCGAUGUAUUUUUUGGCUAAACGCAUUUAUGUGCUGCCCUUGAAGAGAGAAAGUUACUUGUGAUAGCACGUUUACAUGAUACUUCUACAUAUUAAUCAUAUUUACCGCGUUUUCAAAAUCUAUAAUUAUUGUGCACAAAGUUAAUAUUUUUAAAUAAAGCAUUUACCAGUAAACUCCCCAAA
Molecule: messenger RNA, 955 nt
Organism: Macrobrachium nipponense
Lineage: Eukaryota; Metazoa; Arthropoda; Malacostraca; Decapoda; Palaemonidae
Exons: 3
Source: RefSeq, a predicted model, not a curated record